Vitrella brassicaformis is the source of this 1405-nucleotide messenger RNA. Lineage: Eukaryota; Vitrellaceae. The record is from the annotation of a GenBank genome assembly.
CAAGUGGAGGGACACACCACACGGCCGCUCGCCUGGCUGCUGUCCGUCCGUCACACUCUCACGCACUCACUGUCUGUCACUAGCUCUCUGAUGGCCUUCAGUGCCUUGUCCAGGUGCUUGGAUGAGCUUAACAGAUGGUUCCCGCCUUCAACAGUCACCAGUUGCACACCCACUCCACCGUCACUAUCACUACCAGCAGCCCCCCGAUGUUUUAGAAAGGCCGCAUGCAGCCCCUCCGCCAUCUCCAGAGGGAUGGACCGAUCUUUCGUGCCUGGCAGCAUCCAAUCCACGCACCCACAACACACGACACACCAAACAUGCAUGAGCGCCAUGCCGCAUGCAUCAGCUCAUCCCAACGUACCCACAAUCCCAUCCAUUCACUCACCGUGUAUCAGGAGAAUCUUUACGUUUCGGUCGAUCCCCUCAACCAUCGUCUGAGUGUCAGGGAAGUCGGUGUAGCUCUCCAGGUAGCCCCUGUGCAGCUCCCACAUCACGCGACCACUGCCGCCCUCCCCCUCCCCCUCCCCCUGCUGCUGCUGGUGUUGCUCUCCCCUCCACGGCCAGAACUCUUUCAUGCACGUGUGAUGAGGGGGCGUGUCGAAGUCGGCCAGCUGCUCGGGUGUGAAGUCCAAUGUGUACCUCGAUGGGAUGUCGUCCACACAAGCGAUGGCCGCCACGCCGCAGAGCAAGGGCGAUGGGGGAGGCACGCCGACGAUGCGACUGCUUGCAUAAGCAACGGACAGGAACGCACCUGUGUGCAUCAACCAAUAUGAGCGCCGGGUGCCGAGAAACAAACAAGGAACCUUCCGGUGCACAGCUGUGUGUCCGUUACGUACCUGUGCUGAGUCCCACAAGAAAAAGCCGCUGAACAUUCGGGAAGGCUGCCAGAAGGUGUGUGCUCACGGUGUGCAGGUCACACGCAUCGCGCACGAGCGUCUUAUCACGAAAGAGCCCAUAAGAGCCCGGAACACCUACAUGGACACACGCCAUAUACAUAACUCAGCUGUGUGUCACGGGCCGCCCUCCCUCAGUGCAAGUGUCUGUGUCUGUGCGUACCUACGGUGCGUGUCCGAUACCAUUGCUGUUGAAGGCUGCGAAACCACACCUUUCGAUGUGUUCCAUCAUUUGCGCAGCCAGUUUCCGAGGAAGGCGGGAUGAGUAAUAGCGAUGAUCAGGCAUCGGCUGUGGAGGCUGCAGUGGCCGGCCUUCGUCAAUGCCGUCCACAGGCACGCAGGAGCUGUCGGGGAAGCCAUGGGAGUACAGAAGCAGCGUGCGCACAUCUGUUGCAGCUGCAUUCGUGUCGACUCGUGUCAGAAGGCCACCAAAACGACAGAUCUCACUGCGGAAGGUGUUUGCCGUCAUCAGGAGAUGCCAAUGGAUGGAUGGUCAUUCGCCUCGGUUUGUG